CUCCGUUUCUUUAUGCAUUACACUAUAGUAAUUAAAAAGUAGAUUCUCAUUCUACCGUGUGAAAAGCAAUUUCAUAAUUUAAUUCAAAUGAACCGACCGAUGAAAAUGUCGGCAGUUUAAGCUAUAUUCGAUAUGUUGCUUCAUUUCGCCACAUAGUGUCGCCACUAUAUCUCAAUUAUUAGAGAACAUGACGUCACAGGGAAGAAUGCCAACACCAGCCAACACUACUAAUGGCGGAUGGACAGAUAGUGCUGAAUAGUGCAGUAAUCCCUAAAAAAGGGCAACGCGAGAUCCUAAAGCUCUGUCGUCCAAACAAUACUUUUAACAUUUUGUCAAUCCUUAAUUGAAAAUAUAAGUACGAAGAAAGAGCAAGAAUAUCUUUCAAACUAAGCGAAUACAUCUUCAGAAGGAAACUUCACUGGGAAGACUGUUUCUGUUACAAAAUUCUUAGCCAGGCCAAUAGAUGAAUGACUGGUGUUUUGAGGGCGCUUGCAACCUUCUACUAAAUCGAUAUCAGGGUCACAGCUGUUUGCCCCUCUACACUUUAAAAUCACCACCAAAGGAUUUGACAUAAGCGUAGCUAUGGCUUGGCACUGCAAUGGAACUACGAAUCAAGAAAUGGUGGAGAAGUUGAAAGCUGCUGGUAUACUUGCUACUGAUAAAGCUGAGGCUGCAAUGUUAGCUGUGGAUAGAGCAAAGUAUUGCCAUGAUUUGGAUCCUUACUUGGAUAGACCUAGGCGAAUUGGAUACAAUGUCACAAUCAGUGCUCCUCAUAUGCACGCUUACGCUCUUACAAUUCUCUCCGAUCAACUCCAAAAUGGUGCUAAGGCUUUGGACGUGGGCUCCGGUUCCGGUUAUCUGACAGCCUGUAUGGCACAUAUGGUGGGUUCUUCAGGAUGCAUUAUUGGUUUGGAACACAUCCCGGAGCUGAUUGAGAUCUCAACCAGGAACGUGCGAGAAGAUUGUCCUGACCUAAUUGAGGAGGGCCGAAUCAAAUUUGUUGUGGGAGACGGCAGAUUGGGAUACGCUGCUGCUGGCCCUUAUCAAGCUAUUCACGUUGGGGCCGCUGCUGAUAUUCUGCCCCAGGCGCUGAUCGACCAGCUGGCUCCUGGAGGUAGACUGAUUUGUCCUGUAGUAGCCAUCGAGGGCUUCCAAAGAUUUCAAGAUCUAGUGCAGGUUGAUAAGCAUCUUGAUGGAACAAUUGAAAAGAAGAAGCUUAUACAAGUUUCGUAUGUUCCUCUAACUGAUGCUAGUGUCCAAUUACAUAAUUAAUUAGGAAUUCAUUUUAUAUACCAGAAGGGCAUCUUACUAGAUAAAUAGGAACUGUAUGCUUAGUUCCUUAAUAGAUAUUAACUAAAUCAAUGUACACAUUACAGUAAUUUUUUUUUUUUUUUUUUUGGAAUCUGAUAAUCUUACAAUCCCAAAUAUAAGACAUUAAAUUAUUUUCAUUCAUGCAUCAGAAUCUCAAGUGCACUACAAUUUGUCACGGUGUGUUAAAUCAAUAAAAUAUAUUUUGCGUA
Cephus cinctus (wheat stem sawfly) is the source of this 1520-nucleotide messenger RNA. Its product is annotated as protein-L-isoaspartate(D-aspartate) O-methyltransferase. Bases 583 to 1272 code for a protein of 229 amino acids. Gene Ontology annotation, cellular component: cytoplasm. The record is from RefSeq and is a predicted model, not a curated record. Gene Ontology annotation, biological process: protein modification process. The transcript has 7 exons. Lineage: Eukaryota; Metazoa; Arthropoda; Insecta; Hymenoptera; Cephidae. Gene Ontology annotation, molecular function: protein-L-isoaspartate (D-aspartate) O-methyltransferase activity.